AUGGUCCAUAUUAUGUCCACAGGAAAUGACCUACCGGCAGAAAUUGUUUAUCAGAUUCUUAGUUUCCAGUUCAUGGACCUUAUGAGCAAUGAUCACCCUGGGAAUUCUGAAAAAUUCAACGAAAAUCUUCGAACCUUUAUCAGGAGUAAUCUCACUGUUAAUAGGACAUUCCAUCAUAUUUGUAGAGUACUGAUAUAUCGGUAUUGCAAUUUAACUACAGCUAAAAGAUUUCAUAGUUUACUAGGCACUUUGAGAAAUAAUAAACAGCUGCGAAAUAUUGUACAAAUAGCAGAUUUUCAAGAAUUAACGUCGAUAGGUCUGGGUAGAACUGGUGAGAUGAACAAAAUGAUUAAAAAUUUAACAAAUGAGACUGUCCUGGAGUUUUUAACCCUGACGCAAAGCACUCUACGAGAGUUUCUGGCAUGUGAGCAUAUUCAAGAUGAUUUGGAUGAGAAUGUAAUCCACUUCCUGUUACGACCAGGCACUGUAUUGAGUGUACUGGACUUUUGUGGCUGCUCAGGACAAAAGUUUACUGAUAGCUUCGUCGAAGCUCUUGCGAAGCUAUAUCGUUUUGACAAAGACAGAAAUAAAUCAGUAGCUAGGGAGGAAAAUUUUCAAAUUUCGUGUCUAGGAUUGAAUGAUUGCACAGAUUUGCCGCCCUCAGUGUUGACUGGAAUAUUGCAAAUGUUGCCUGAGUUACAAAAGCUAGAUUUGGGCCAUACUUCUGUUGACGAUGACACAUUAAUGAACGGGGUGCCACAUUUGAAAAACCUUACUCAUCUUUCAUUGGCAAUGUGUUUCAAGCUAUCUCCGAGAGGUCUAUUGGAAUUUUUCAGUCAUCACCCUGCAGUAACAGAUGAGAACAACAGCGAGACGUUGAAAUGGUUGAAUCUGUCCUGUACUCUCCAUUCUUCCGCAUUCACCGAAGUACAUACCAUGUUUCUUUUGAAGAAAUUAUGUCAGUACGGUCAUAACAAAACUUUGCAGUAUUUGAACAUCGGAGGUAUGCCUUUGCAUGAGUCACAUGAAAGAACAGCUGUCAGAUCAACGCAUUAUUAUCUUUAUCACGACUCGUUGCAUUUCAUUAAAAAUAACUUUCCAGAACUGAAGAGCUUGAGUAUCAGGGGAAACAAUGUGACCAUUCCAACUUUAUGCGAAUUUUUGUCACCAUCACUUGCACCUCCCGACGAACAGGAAGCAGAUGUGGACAAUGAUGAAGACAGAAAAGUGCAGCAGCUUAAAUUUCUAAACAUCAGUAGCAAUGCUAAUGUAAAUAAAUGGACUAUUCAGGAUCCUUCACUUUUUACAUGCUCUCCCAGUCUCGUAGCUUUGGAAAUUUCAUUCGAUGCUUGGCAACAAAUCGAAAAAGGUAACGAGAAACAUGAGAUCAAUGCCUUGUGUUAUAAGAACCCAAACGCUCUAAUAAAAGAUACAACAGAUGCGAAAUCUGUGAAAUGGAAAUGCUAUAUCGAUUCAACAUACGGAAGGAGAUACUGGAUUCAUAAAGUGGAUGAUUUUUUAAAUCGUGGUGACUUGGAUACUACCGGUAGCUUGGUAAACUACGAUUCUGAGGGUCACAAGAUAAUAAAAAUUGUCAAACAGCCUGAUUUUUUGAAAUUUGCACAAACAAAGAUCAUGUUAGGUUGCGGUAUCGUUCCUUUCAGUGGAAUCAGAAGAAAAGAGUGCUAUAGAGACUUGAAACCUCCCAUCUCUCAGUUUUUUACAAGAAAUGGCGGAGUAACUUGCGGCAACACCGCUACACCGAUACUUACUCCUCGACUUCCACCAGGUGGAUGGAGACUUAUUCAUCAUGAUGAUGGCAACAAUAAUAAUACAGGUGAUGCAAUCCUGGAACAAGAUGAAGAUCAUGUGUCUGAGGGACACCAAGAGCAAGAAGGUGACGAAUUUGACGAUUCAACCAGUUCUGUUUCAAGUAACCGGAUUCUUUCUCCUUCGUCAAGAUUGGGAAGUCGCGGAGGAUUUAGGGACGGGCUAUAUUGGGACCGCUCGAUGCAGAAUUUAAAUACACUUUCAGAUAAUGUGCAGCUUCGCAAUUUGGCAGAGGAGCAAAUGCUUUCUACACAACCACAAGAUCUAAUUGAAAACUUGGAAGAGCAAGUUGAGGAAAAUGAUGACGAGUAUCUUUUUGAUGUGGCACUGCAACGUAGGCGAUCUCAAUUAAACCUAUUUAGGCAUGACAUGUCACAUCGCUCACUUGAUCAAAGGCGAUUUGAAAGAGAUUCGUCGACCUCUGUUUUAUAUCCUGCUAAAAGACCAAAGAACUAUUUUCAAGAAAAGCCAGAAGAAUUCUUUUACGAUCCAAAAUAUCCUCAAACAACACUAAAAUAUAGAAUUCAUUUUCAGAUAGUUAAUGAAUAUGAAGUGUUUGGUUGUGUUGAACGUGGAAUGUACAGAUAUUACAGCCUGAAGAUGUAG
Zygotorulaspora mrakii is the source of this 2436-nucleotide messenger RNA. RefSeq names its product Lug1p (gene LUG1). The transcript has a single exon. The coding region runs from base 1 to 2436 and encodes 811 amino acids. NCBI's taxonomy places the organism in Eukaryota, Fungi, Ascomycota, Saccharomycetes, Saccharomycetales, Saccharomycetaceae. The record is from RefSeq and is a predicted model, not a curated record.